GUCGGAAUAUUUCCAAGUGAUUGUGUUAAAGUGUUUGAUGGUAAAACAGUGCAAUCGACGGAUCAGCAGGUUUGUUCCUCAGCCAGCUCUGCUGCGGUUACUGCACUUAACGGUGACGCUUGCGACGCAGCAGCGGCCAGUUCGGCGCUGACAAACGAAAAAACAAUAAAAACGAAGCUGAGCCCACGCCGGAAUCGUUCGUUGGUCCGAGCACUGUUGCACCGACAUGCCCAGCGACAAGCGCCACCUGUUUUUGGAACAGAUCUCAUCGAAUAUCUGCGAAAAACCGGUGACGAUGUGCCAAUUAUAUUGAAGAAGUGUGUGGAAGCAAUUGAGAUGCAUGGAAUCGUUACAGGUGUGUACCGUCAGUGUGGAAUCCAGUCAAACAUCCAGAAACUCAGCCCACGCCGGAAUCGUUCGUUGGUCCGAGCACUGUUGCACCGACAUGCUCAGCGACAAGCGCCACCUGUUUUUGGGACAGAUCUCAUCGAAUAUCUGCGAAAAACUGGUGACGAUGGUCAGUUAUUACGGCUUUUGUGUUAUCAGAUUUAUUUUGAAUUGCAUAAAUCACCUGUGGAAGCAUUUGCAGUGCCAAUUAUAUUGAAGAAGUGUGUGGAAGCAAUUGAGAUGCAUGGAAUCGUUACAGGUGUGUACCGUCAGUGUGGAAUCCAGUCAAACAUCCAGAAACUCAGGUAA
This is a messenger RNA of Gongylonema pulchrum, 696 nucleotides long. The record is from the annotation of a GenBank genome assembly. Lineage: Eukaryota; Metazoa; Nematoda; Chromadorea; Rhabditida; Gongylonematidae.